AUGCUUGCCUGUACACUUCCAGAGAUUUCACCAUUCAUGUUUACUCAGAACUGUCCAUACAAAAAGAGAAGAACAACUCAUCAGAAGCCAACUGUAAGGUACCAAGUGCAGCAUUUGCCAAACGAGAUCAUUGUUGAUCUGAAGAAGACUGCUCCUAAGGAAACUAUUGAACACCAUAUUUUAUCUCAUGUUAGGAAUUUCCAAGAUACCAUUCCUAGAUAUAAGUUAGUCACCGACUGGCUCGGUAACCAAUAUUAUGUUGAAAACGACAUCAACCAAGAAACAAUUUUCAACGAAGUACUAAGAUCUAUUAAUUGGACCCAGUUUGGUAUCAACAUGUGCAAGAAGCUAUUCCGUGACUAUGACAUUCAAUUGAAACAUGACGGGAAAGAGCUCAGAGUAACAAGCAAAAUGGAUGGUAUUGAUCAGAUCUUCGAAUUGAAUGAGGAAGUGGAUGACGUUGAAAUUAUGGGACUACAGUUAUCCGAUGACUUGCAUGAUGCUGUUUUGAAAUUACGUUUGAUCAAGAAAGAAAUGCAGGAAGAAAAAGUGAAGAGUGUACAAUGUGAACACAAAGAAAGUGUGCACAAGAAAGAACCAUCUGAAUUUGAAACUAAAAAACCUUCCCAAGUCACAGAGAGUAAAGAAAUCCUCAAAAGGAAAAACCGCCAUUAUCAUCACCACCACUCUAAAAACGAGCCCAGAAAUAAGACAAAGAGCAACUCCAGAAAGGUCAAAAAAGUUGAAAAAGAAUUACCCACUUCGGAUGACGACAACACACAGCUAGAAGCAUCGAAGCCUAAAGCCUUUAAGAUCGACGUCCUCUUUGACUCUAGUGAUUCUGAAAAGUCAGAGAAUAAUGUCAACUCCAGUAACAACUACGACAAUGGAGUUUCUCCACCCAGAAGAAACUCCGCCUCAAGUGUUAACUCAGUAGUAUUGGAAGAAGUUGAAGACGAAGAGGUAAGAAGAUGGCAAAAAUCGUUGACGCAAACACCUUCUGGUCACUCCGUUUUAGAGGAUGUGUAG
Messenger RNA from Kluyveromyces lactis, 1029 nucleotides. RefSeq lists its product as uncharacterized. The transcript has a single exon. Lineage: Eukaryota; Fungi; Ascomycota; Saccharomycetes; Saccharomycetales; Saccharomycetaceae. The record is from RefSeq and is a predicted model, not a curated record. The coding region runs from base 1 to 1029 and encodes 342 amino acids.